AUGCUCGCCUCGCUACUCUUCCUCGUCCUUGCGGCUGCCGUUGCUGCUGCCGCAGGACCGCGCAUCAAGACACGGGCUGGUGGUGACAAAUACCUCAUUGGUGUGGGCAAAGCAGACAUAACGGGACCGGUUGUUGAGAUUGGAUUUGCGGGCUACGCCGACCUUGCUCAGACGGGAAGCGGGCUGCGACAGCGCCUGUACAGCCGCGCCUUCAUCGUUGGAGACAUCAACAACCCUGAUGACAGGUUCGUGUAUCUCGUCCUGGAUGUGCAGUCUGGUGAUACGGCGAUGCGCUACGGCAUUCUGGAGGCGCUCGAGGAACUUGGGGAUGACUAUGCCAUGUAUGGCCAGCACAACGUUGCCGUGACUGGGACGCAUAGCCAUGCUGGACCGGGUGCGUGGUUCAACUACUUGUUGCCGCAGAUCACAACGUUUGGUUUCGACAAACAGAGCUACCAAGCAAUCGUCGACGGCGCGAUAUUGUCCAUUCAACGGGCGCAAGAGAGUCUGCAAGAGGGCUACCUCGAUGUAGCGACAGCUGAUGUCGUCAAUGGCGCCAUCAACAGGUCUCUCUUCGCGUACCAGAACAACCCCGAAGAGGAACGCAACCGGUACGCGGACAGCGUCGACACCAAGAUGACUGUUCUGAGAUUCCAGCGAGCGUCCGACAACAAGGACAUGGGCGUGCUGACCUGGCACGCCGUCCAUGCUACAUCGAUGCUUGGUAACAGUACCCAUGCCGCUGGCGACAACAAGGGCCUCGCGUCGUGGAUGCUGGAACGGGACCUGGGUGAAAACGACAAUGCGGCAGACGACUUUGUAGCGGCGUUCAGCCAGGCGAACCAUGCAGAUACUUCACCGAACGUGCUGGGAGCAUUUUGCGACGAUGGAUCUGGAAUGGAGUGCGACUUUGAGCGAAGCACAUGUGCCGAUGGAGCAGUUGACGCUUGUCACGGGCGUGGACCAAAGUUCGAGGCGCUUGACCUGGGAGUUUCUAGCUGCCACGAGAUAGCAACUCGUCUGGCGUCUGCAGCCAAAGAGGCCUAUGACUCAUUUGGCUCGACGUCGACCCCCAUAGUUGGUUCCAGUGUCAAGUCCUUCCACUUCUUCCACAACAUGAGCUUCUGGGACUUUGCGCUGCCCGAUGGAAAAGCAGCGCAGACCUGCCCUGCGGCACUGGGCUAUUCCUUUGCUGCAGGCACCUCUGACUGGCCUGGCAUGUUCGACUUUUCGCAAGGUGACUCGGGAGAUCCCGAUGCCAAUCCGCUGUGGGCUGUUGUCAAGAACAUUCUGCGAACGCCCAGUCCCGAGCAAGAGGCAUGCCAGGGCGAGAAGCCAGUGCUACUUGAUAUCGGGGAGAUGUUCAUUCCCUACGCGUGGGGUCCCAACAUUGUCGACAUUCAAGCCUUCCGAGUCGGCCAAUUCGUCAUCGUGACGAGUCCCAGUGAGGUUGGGACAAUGGCAGGCCGCCGAUGGCGCGAGGCUGUGGCUGCUGAAGCUGAACAGUUCCUGGACGAGGAACCAAUUGUUGUGCUGACAAGCCCUGCGAACACGUAUGCGCAUUACGUGACCACGCCGGAGGAAUACGACAUCCAGAGGUACGAGGGCGCGUCGACACUCUACGGUCGCCAUUCUCUGGAUGCCUACAUCAACCUGACUGUGAGCAACCUCCAGUAUCUGACCCCGGACGCGACAGAGCGUCCUGCGCCAGGCCCUCCACCCCCGGACAACCGUGAGAAGGCUCUGUCGUUCAUCACUGGCGUAGUCAAGGACGGCGCGCCGAUUGGCCAGAAAUUUGGCAGUGUUCGUUCACAGCCGGCAUCUUCCUAUGAUCUGGGCGACGUUGUCAAGGCUACCUUCCAAGGUGCCAACCCGCGCAACAAUCUUCGGCUCGAGGGCACUUUCGUGGCCGUUGAGCGCCUAAAUGGGAACACUUGGACGCAAGUGCGCGAUGACGCCGAUUGGUUCCUGGUGUAUACGUGGCGGAGGACGAACUUUGUCCUAGGGUACAGCGAAGUGGACGUGACGUGGGAAACGAGUGGUAAUGCAGAGCCAGGCACAUACAGGUUCAAGUACUAUGGCGAUGCAAAGAACCUUCUAGGGAGAAUGACGGCUUUUCAGGGCACGAGCGGGAGUUUUGAGUUGAGCUAG
Molecule: messenger RNA, 2151 nt
Organism: Emericellopsis cladophorae
Lineage: Eukaryota; Fungi; Ascomycota; Sordariomycetes; Hypocreales; Bionectriaceae
Product: Neutral ceramidase-like protein
Exons: 3
Coding region: 1-2151 (716 amino acids)
Biological process (GO): sphingosine biosynthetic process; long-chain fatty acid biosynthetic process; ceramide catabolic process
Cellular component (GO): extracellular region
Molecular function (GO): N-acylsphingosine amidohydrolase activity
Source: RefSeq, a predicted model, not a curated record